Auanema sp. JU1783 is the source of this 828-nucleotide messenger RNA. Lineage: Eukaryota; Metazoa; Nematoda; Chromadorea; Rhabditida; Rhabditidae. The record is from the annotation of a GenBank genome assembly.
AUGUCAACUGGAGAGGAGUUGAAGAAUCAAGGAAAUAAGUUUUUUGAAAAUAAAAAAUAUACUGACGCUAUUAACUCCUACACAAGAGCCAUAUCACGAUGUCCUGCUAUAGCUAAUUAUUAUACUAAUAGAGCGCUAUGUUACAUACAUGUAAAAGAUUAUAUGAAAGCUGUUCAUGAUUGCCAAAAAGCUGUGGAAUUGGAUAGAAGCAGCAUCAAGGCUUACUACUUCUGGGGUAGAUCAGCAUUGCUCUCAGAGCAAUACGAUGAAGCAAUCAAACUGUUUGUAAAAGCUGUAGAUUUGGCUACAGGACAUGGGGGAAACUUCGGCGAUGAAAUCCAUUCCCAAAUCCGUAUAGCUAGAAGAGAGAAGUUCAAGCAAGAGGAAUGUAAGAAAAUUCAACAAGAAAUCAAUCUUAGCACCUAUUUGAAAGGACUCAUUACCGACGAUAUUGAGCGAAGAACGAAAGAUCUUAAAAAGGAUGAUCCUGAGAGAGAACGCAUAGCUUCUGAGGCUCACGCCUAUGAGAAUCAAUUCAUGUCUAUAUUAUCACAGAUUGAUGAGAGACGUCGUAAGCGUGAGAUUCCGGAUUAUCUUUGCGGGAAAAUAUCGUUCGAAGUACUUCGAGACCCAGUCAUUACUCCUUCUGGAAUAACUUAUGAUCGUGCUGACAUAAAACAACAUCUUCAACGGGUCGGACAUUUCGAUCCUGUAACACGUGCUGAACUUCGUGAAGAGGAUCUUGUCCCAAACUUGGCAAUGAAAGAAGUCGUUGAAGCCUUUCUCCAUGAGAACCCCUGGGCUGAAUACGAAGAUCUCAUUGACUAG